AGUCCUUUAUCAGAGAAAUCUUUUGCAGAUAUUUUCUCCCAAUCUGUGGUUUGUCUUCUCAUUCUCUUGACAGUGUCGUUCCCUUCAGGUCAUUUUCCACUUUUAUGUACCAAGAUUUUUAAGAUUUAGGUGUUGAAAACUAAAACAUUUAGUAUUUCCAACUGUCCAAGGCUCUUACCCCCUAUUUUCAGUUGUCAUCAGGUCCUGAUUUUGCUGCCAUCUGGUUGUCUCAAAUCUUGCAUUGCUUUUCUCUCACUCAUUUUCCCAUUUACAUUCAAGUCUUCUGCCUUCUAAGUGGUCUCUCUGCUUUUGGUCUCUGCCUCCUCCCUUCAGUUCUUUCUAUGUUAGUUGAGGGGAGCUUUCUAAUGUAGGCAACUUAAAAGAACUUCAGUAUUAAGUACAGAGUUCCUUGAUAUGGAUAGUAAGUACACAGCCAUUUUCAGUUAUGUAUUUGCAAGUGCCUAUAUGCCCCAUAUUUUCUCUCUUCCAGCUAGGCUCUAUAAUCUCAGCUGAGACACUGUUCCUGGACUUCCCAUCUUGAAUUGGGUUUCGUCUCUCUGUGUUACCAUAGCACUUUUUGUUUGACCCCACUCUAACAGGUAUCCCCCUGAACUGUAAUUUUUCUGUACUGUUGUGCCUCCCUGUGAUGACUUCGUCUUAAUCGCCCUUGUUGGUCUAGAGUUUAGCAUUGUUUCUGGCAUGUAGUUGGUGCUCAGUAAAUAUUUAUUGAAUGACUGACAAACUAACACCCUCACACUGUCCUUAAGAUGUGCUUCUCUAGCCUUAUCUUCCAGCAUUUCCUCUUGCCCUACCUAGUCAAGCUGGAUUUUUUGUUUUUUGAAUACUGUCUGUACUUUAAACCUGCCUUUGCUCAUGAUUGUACUUAAAUCUCUCAAAUAUCUACUUGUGCUCCUUUGGGCAGAUUAUUUAAACUCUCCAAGCCUUAGUUUUCAUUAGCACGUGAGGAGCUGUUAAGUGUUUUGCUGCAGCCUGCCCCAAUCCCCAUACUCAAAUGGUAGAAUGGCAGUAUAGUUGAGGGGUGAAGGGGACAGGGCCCUGAAGAAUCAGACCUGGAGGUGACUCUUGGCUCUGUCACUAUUGUGUUUGUGACUUUAAGCUACAGGAGAGCAGGAACACUGCCUACUUUUGUACCUUAAAAGCACAGUUGCCUAUCCAUAGAAAGUGCUUAAAUAGUUAAAAAAGAGCUGUUAAGUAAGUUACUUAAUUUCUCUAAAUAUUACCAUUUACAUUCUAGUGAGGGAAAUAAACAGAAUUACAAAUGGCAGUAUGUAUGAAUCUUCCUCCACUUACCCUGGGGUUAUGUCCUGAUAAACUCUUUGUAAAUUGAAAGUACCGUAAUUUGAAAAUGCAUUUAAUACAGCUAAUCUACUAAACAUCAUAGUUUAGCCUACCCUACCUUAAACAUGCUAAAAACACUUACAUUAGCCUACAGUUGGGCAAAAUCAUCUGACACAAAGCCUCUUUUAUAAUAAGGUGUUGCAUAUUUCAUGCAAUUUCUUGAAUACUGUACUGAAAGUGAAAAACAGUGUGUAUUGGUUGUUUACCCUCCCAAUUGCCUGGCCGACUGGGAGUGUGGCUUGCUGCCGCCGCUCAACAUCAUGAGAGAGUAUUGUGCUGCACAUUGAUGGCCUGGGAAAAGAUCACAAUUCAAGAUUCAAAGUACAACAUAUCGCUUUUGCACCAUCAUAAAGGAAAAAAUCAUACGUGAAACCAUCAAAUGAGCCGCCAGACUGCAACAGCAUUACCUACUGGAACCUCGAAGUGUACGCCGUCCCAGAGAGUGCCUGCCCUGACCGGCACUACUGCGUCCAAUAAUGACCUGGCGAGUCUUUUUGAGUGUCCGGUUUGCUUUGACUAUGUGUUACCACCCAUUCUUCAGUGUCAGAGUGGCCAUCUUGUUUGUAGCAACUGUCGCCCGAAGCUCACAUGUUGUCCGACCUGCCGGGGCCCUCUGGGAUCCAUUCGCAACUUGGCUAUGGAGAAAGUGGCCAAUUCCGUACUUUUCCCUUGUAAAUAUGCCUCUUCUGGAUGUGAAAUAACUUUGCCACACACCGAGAAAGCAGACCACGAAGAGCUCUGUGAGUUUCGGCCUUACUCGUGCCCGUGCCCUGGUGCUUCCUGUAAAUGGCAAGGCUCUCUGGACGCCGUGAUGCCCCAUCUGAUGCAUCAGCAUAAGUCCAUUACGACCCUCCAGGGGGAGGAUAUCGUUUUCCUGGCUACCGACAUUAAUCUCCCUGGUGCCGUGGACUGGGUAAUGAUGCAGUCCUGUUUUGGCUUUCACUUCAUGUUAGUCUUGGAGAAACAGGAAAAGUACGAUGGUCACCAGCAGUUCUUUGCAAUUGUCCAGCUGAUAGGAACACGCAAGCAAGCUGAAAAUUUUGCUUAUCGACUUGAGCUAAAUGGUCAUAGGCGGCGAUUGACUUGGGAAGCGACUCCACGCUCCAUUCACGAGGGAAUCGCCACAGCCAUUAUGAAUAGUGACUGCCUAGUUUUUGACACCAGCAUUGCACAGCUUUUUGCAGAAAAUGGCAAUUUAGGCAUCAAUGUAACUAUUUCCAUGUGUUGAAAUGGCAUCAAACAUUUUCUGGCCAGUGUUUAAAACCAUUGCAUUCAAUUUCACAGAGAAUAAGGCACCCAUCUGCCUGUCAACCUGAAACUUUUGGUAGGUGGAAGCUAGACACAUGAAGGUAAAUAGAAGGAAAGGCUGUUAAAUACAGGAAACAGUUGCAUGUAGUAACACUAAUAUAUUUAAAAAUAAGUCAACAGUAAACCACUGAAAAAAUAUAUA
Messenger RNA from Ailuropoda melanoleuca (giant panda), 2809 nucleotides. It is a transcript of the gene SIAH1, whose product is annotated as siah E3 ubiquitin protein ligase 1. Gene Ontology annotation, molecular function: ubiquitin conjugating enzyme binding; zinc ion binding; ubiquitin protein ligase activity. Gene Ontology annotation, cellular component: cytoplasm. Gene Ontology annotation, biological process: proteasome-mediated ubiquitin-dependent protein catabolic process; multicellular organism development. The record is from RefSeq and is a predicted model, not a curated record. Bases 1739 to 2587 code for a protein of 282 amino acids. The transcript is spliced from 2 exons. NCBI's taxonomy places the organism in Eukaryota, Metazoa, Chordata, Mammalia, Carnivora, Ursidae.